Molecule: messenger RNA, 3847 nt
Organism: Tuber aestivum (summer truffle)
Lineage: Eukaryota; Fungi; Ascomycota; Pezizomycetes; Pezizales; Tuberaceae
Source: the annotation of a GenBank genome assembly
AUGUCACAAUUGCUCUACAGACUGAUCACAUCCGAUCAUUUCAGUGACGACCCCUUUCUUGCUGUGGCAUAUCUGGCGUAUGGAGAAGAAGUCCCCCUGAAUCUUUUUGUCGUAUGAACCUUCUUCCCCGCUGACAAGAGAGCACGGAUCGCAGCCGGUACGCCAAACAGAUAGGAGUCCACCAUUUCCUCUGCACAAAGCUUCGAGAGUUCAGUUAUCCGGAGAUCGAGUUCUUCCUGCCACAACUGUGUCACUUACUCGUAAGCAUAGAGGACACGGAGUCUGUGGCUUUGGAGGAGUUCAUUUUCGAACUGUGCGAACGAUCAGCGCAUGGUGCCCUCUUGGUAUAGCUCUCUUGCCGCCGUCAGCCUUCUGGGUGGUGCAUGGAUGUCUGACAGAUACCCACAGAUAUUCUGGCUUUUCCAAACACAUCUUCAUGACCUUUCCGGGAAUCCACAGUCGAACGCUUUUAAGGUAUGGAAGCACAGAGACACGAAAAUGCAACCAGCGCAGGGCCACCUAACAUUGUCAUGGUGUAGACAUGCAGACGCAUUUGUAACAAGGUACAGCACAUCGUUUUUGGUGGGGAGGAGAUUAGGAGGCGGGAACGGUUAAAAGAGAAUGUCCUUCCGGUUACUCUGCUAGCCAGCCUUAUCCUCGGGAGUGUCGCUGCGCCCAUAUUGCCAAGGUUCGCGGGUCCUCUCGCUGUGGCUCAGGCACGGAAACCUAGGAAUCCCCCUGGCUCGAUAUCAGAACUUCCGAGACUUGCCAGGAGCAAGACAGUUGCCCCCAGGCCUAACUCCCGCCCCAAAAAGGAACGAGUGCCGCGAAGCCAGAGUUCAAAGGGUGUCGAGGGGUCUUCCAGGCCAGCCUCGCGCCCCAAGUCGCCGAAUCCUCAACAGGUUAAUGUAGGCCCUUCGAAAGCCGGAACCCGAUCGUUUUCGUUAUCUAGGAGGCCGUCAAAGUCUGGCAGCUUGGAUGUUCCGCAUAUACCCCAGAGUUCUUCCUCGCUACCGGACCUCCGGAUCCAACGAAGUGCAACGGUUGCAGAGUCGAGAUCUGGGGCAAACGGCCGUCGGACAGGGAAGGGUAGGCCACUGGCGCCUUCGCUUUUGUCAACCUCACAGAAAGUUCGCAUGCUUAGGGACAAUUAUUUCAGAAACGAGACGCAAUUCUUGUCUGCACUGGAGGAUAUAUCUAACAGGCUGGUUUUGGUGCCUAAGCCUGCGCGAUUAAGUGCCCUGCGUGCGGAACUGGCUUUGUUGAACAAUGACCUACCUUCAGAAGUGGAUAUUCCGGUAAUUUGCCCGGCAACUGUGAUUGAAGGUGGUACGACGACCGGACACCAUAGGGUGGUCAGAAUCAACCCGGCCGAAGCUACCGUAUUAAACAGUGCGGAGAGAGUCCCCUACCUGCUGAUGGUCGAGGUACUACGGGACGACUUUGACUUCGAUCCCGAAAAGGAGGAGAACCAGAGGCUAUUGGGGGUACUAUCCGAGGACGGGGGAAAGAAGAGGAUAUUUGAUUUGACCGAUCCUCCCCCAGGCCAUUAUCGGGGGAGUAACAGUGAGGGUGAAUCUGAUAGUGUUUUCGAGCCAUCCAAGGGCGAUAUUGGAACAUCAUCGACAAUAGACGACCCAUACGACCUUGAUACCCCUCGAGCCAGUAGCUCCGACCAAUCGAUCGCUUCCACGGUGACCCCGCCGCAUCUGCCCCGGCUCUCCAGUGGUGCAACAACAUUAUCAACGGCAUCACCGAUAAUGACUCCUCGGUCUUCUGAGCUUUCCUCAUCAAGCCGCUCCGGAAGCCCCGCACCGGGGAAGAAGUCAGCUUCCUACUCUCUCACUCGAUCAGGAGGGGAGCAACCCGAUUUGUCGGCCCUCGCGACACAUAUGCGAACUGCUGCACAAAUGCUGGCCCAGCUAGAUGCCAGCAGUUCUAAAACGCCAAAGAAUGAGGUGGCAGCUAUCAAGGCUAAAAUUAUUGCCAGUAUGCAAACCCUAGAGGAGCAGAGCUUCUUUUUCGAGGCAACCGCACCUCUCCCAACAUUUGAUACUAUUAUGGCAAACACUGCAGCUCCUCUGGCCACAGCAAAUGUGGAAGAAGUAGAGGACUCAACUGCCAAUUUGAAUGCUGGGGCUGGUGCUGCCCGUAUGGAGAACGAUCAGAAGACCUCAGGCGUCGAGCGGAAAGCGGACAGAGACGACCCUAGUGCAGCAACCUUUGGAGAGGAGUGGAGCGCAAAGAGGGAACGAAUCCGGAAAUCUUCCCCAUAUGGUUGGUGUAAGAAUUGGGAUCUAUUGAGCGUAAUCGUGAAGACAGGGGCCGACCUGAGGCAAGAGGCAUUCGCGUGUCAGCUUAUUCAUGUUUGUGGCAAAAUUUGGGAAAAGGCCGAUGUGCCUGUAUGGAUAAAAAGAAUGCGAAUUCUUGUCACUGGAGAGGUAGGUUUACCUGAAUACACAUAUUUACAAUUUUUCCCAUGCGCAUUUCGUACUGACACUGUGCAGUCGUCGGGUUUAAUUGAGACAAUUACAAACGGAACUUCUCUACACUCCCUGAAGCGAAGUCUCACCAUAGCAUCCAUAGCCUCUAUGAAGAACCCUCGGGGGCGAAUUGCAUCACUAAAAGACCAUUUCGUCAAGGUAGGUUGUGCUCUGCAUAUACUUUUCGGUAUCGACUGAUUCUCGAAAGACAUUUGGCGAGCCUGAGUCAGAUACGUAUAAAGCAGCAGUAGGCGCGUUUACACAGUCACUGGCAGCGUACAGUAUAAUAUGCUAUAUUCUUCAGUUGAAGGAUCGACAUAAUGGUAAUGUCCUAAUCGACAAUCAGGGCCGUAAGUCGGAUGCUCCCAUAUGCCCAUGUAAGGUGCUUAGACCCAACCACAGAUAUCAUUCAUAUCGACUUCGGGUUCAUGCUGUCCAACUCCCCAGGCUCCGUAGGCUUUGAGUCUGCUCCAUUCAAGCUCACUCAGGAGUACGUCGACGUCCUCGGUGGUGCCCAGUCGGCUGAGUUCGCCAAAUUCAGAGCAUUGUGUAAGCAGGCUUUUCAAGGUAAUUCCCAGACUCGCUCGCCAACACAAGAACUACCCGGCCUAAUAUACUCUGACCUAGCCCUACGGAAAUCAGCAGACAACAUUGUUCUCCUCGUUGAGCUAAUGGGCAAAGAAUCCCGAAUGCCCUGCUUUGCUUCCGGCGCGGAGUAUGUAACAAACCACCUGCGGCAAAGGUUCCAGUUACAACUCAGUGAAGCUGAGGCGGAGACUUUCGUUGAUGAUGUCUUGAUACAAAAGUCCUUAGGAAGUUAUUUUACGCGGAUGGUACCACCUUUCCCUCCUCCCCCACUACCCCCCACCCUUCUAGGAAACUAGCACUAACACGGUGAACAGUAUGAUCAAUUCCAAUACCUCACCCAGGGCAUCUAUUGAAGCUAGUAAUUUCCCUACUCUUGUAUUCGGGGGGGGGACUCUGUAGGGACACCUCAGAGUGUGCACGGACUGGAGAGUAAAAAAAGUAAUAGAAAUAUAUUUUUAAUGUAUUUGGUGUGCUUCCUUCCUUUUUUUUUUCGUGGUAUGAGAUGGGAUAAGUGGGCGCUUGUACAGUACGAGUCCAACCUUGGGGAGGUGGUAGUGAGGCCCUAGAAUAUAGCGUUUGAGAAUUUUAGCGUGGUAGAGAGUAUGAUGAAGGGGGGCGAGGAGAAAGGAGGGGAGGUAGGUAGAUGGUAGUGGUAUAUAUGGCAUAUAGCCUUACGAUACGAGACGAUAAAAGACAUCGACCGGUAUUAUACCACACCGUGAACUAAGUUUAAAUUUUCCUCCUUCCUUUUCUUCCUCUCCCUAGAACAGGACAUA